AAAACACACAAAAAAUUUUAAAUAAAACAAAUAAAUUAAGAAAAUAAAUCUUAGCGGUAAUUAUAUGCUGCAACAGCAACAACAAUAAUACACGCCAACAAAGCUCAAACAGCAACAACAAAAGUAAAAUAUUUAAUUGAAAAUGUCUUUUGUAUGAUUGAAACAGAAAAACGAAAUCAAAACGAAAAAAAAGAAGAAAUAAUUUGUUGCAAAAAGGAAGUAGAAAGCAGUGAAAGCCGUUGAAACGAAGGAAGAAUCAGAAGAAGGAGGGAGUGGAGUGAAGUGAAAAGAGGUGGCACUGCUCGCUCGCUUGACAUAUAUACUACAUAUAACUACAUGUUGUAAAUGCGUCUAAACAAGACAUAUUGGCGCGCCAUUCGGCGUUAUUUUUUAGUUUUCACUGCAAUUGCAUUUUUGCCACUGGCUCUCGUGUUUCUGGUGCGUAAUGAACAAUUUUACAAACUCAAAGGUUACGAGGCCACAAAAGUCAAGGAUAAUUUUGCCGAUCAAACUUUUCGUUAUCCGGUCAUGUUGCUCGGCAAAAAUAAGGAUCUAACCAUAGCGGCUACAGGGAAUUCUAGAAAAAGAUUUUCCAAAUAUGAUAAAUACAUCAAUGAAACUCAUUUACCUCUGAUACCUGAUGAAGCCAUACAGUCUUUGUCAGAAAGUGAUAUGCUCAAGGUAGAAAAGCGUAUGGAAAGGAGACGCAAACUGUUAUCGGAGAAAUGUACAGAAUUGGGUCUAGAUGUGAUUGGCACCGAUUCAUGGCACAAGCCAAAUCCUUGGGAAUUUUUAGUCAAUAAAAAACAUCAUAUCAUAUGGUGCAAUGUAUUUAAAGCUGCCUCUUCAUCAUGGAUGUUUAAUUUUAAUGUUUUAGCUGGCUAUUCAGCGGAUUUUUUGCACAAAACAAAAGAAAUUUUAUUACAUUUAGCACGCGAACGUUAUCCUCGCGUUACGUUAGAUGAGCUACAUACCGCUCAAAAUAAUUCAAUUACAUUUUUAAUAGCACGCCAUCCAUUCGAAAGACUGUUAAGUGCUUAUCGCGAUAAAUUCGUUUAUGCGAUACCCCAUUCAUUUCACGAUAAACUGGGGCGAAAGAUUGUGCGUACUUAUCGAAAAAAGAGCCAACAACUGAAACCUCCUAAAUAUCCAUCAUUUUCGGAAUUUGUACGCUGGCUGUUGGAUCAAAUCAAACAUGGCAACCAUUUGGAUAUGCAUUUUGUGGCCUCAACACAAUUCUGUACGCCGUGUUUGAUAAAUUUCGAUAUAAUUUUAAAAUUUGAAACUCUCGAGGAGGAUCAGAUGUAUCUCAUUGAAAAGACUGGCUUAAAGCGCAUUAUCGCUCCCGAGUGGCGUAAUAUGGGCAAGGGAAAGAAUACGCUGGAAUUGUUGCAACAGUUCUAUUCGAAAUUAUCGAGAAAUGAGUUGGAUGGAUUGUAUGACUAUUAUAGAUAUGAUUUUGAAUUAUUCAACUACAGUGCAACUUCGUAUUUUAAUAUUGCAAAAGCUAAAGAACUAGAUAUACCAGAAGAAGCUGCAGCGCUAUUAGGAAGACCGCAUGCAUAAAUCUGCCUAACAUACACACAGCAUUUACAUAUGUACGUUUUUGAAUGACACCCAAGCUUAGGAAAACUAAAUAAAUCAACACGUCCCAGAUACUUGUACAUCAACACCAACAAAUCAGUUAAGAUACAAAAUAAUUUCAUCCAUAAAAGCACAGGUUGUUCUCUAACUAACGAUUUUUAUUGAUUGCAGAGUUGGAAACACAAAAACCGUUUAAGCCUAAUUAAGUAAUAACGACUAAAAUAAUUCAUAAAAAAUAUUACAAAAUGAAAAAUGCAAUUUUGAGCGUAUUUCCAGAGUAGUUUAAUUCGUUUGAAAAUGAAUUUAUUUAGUGCGUUUAAUGCAGAUUGCAAAAUGUUGAGAAUAAAAGUAUAGAAACCAUUCGAAUUGUAGUUCGAAGCAGCAACAACAAAUGAACAAAAAAGACAACUAAUUUGUACAAUAAUUUUUAAUAUGCGUCAAUAAUUGAAACAUUUGUAGAAACCUAGUAUUAAGACAAUUUAUUUAUAAAUAUCACACGCAUAGCGCUUUUUACUUUAAAUUUAAAAUAUUGAGACCCCGGACAAAAUGAAAAUAAACACGCGGACUAAAUGACAGUUACAAAUACAUUAAAUAAAAUAAUUUUAGGUAUAAAUUAUAACAAACAACCAAAAAAAAAACGAAACCAAAACAAUGAACUCGAUUCUAAUUAACUAAAUUAAUAAAUAAAUUAAUAAAAAAACAGAGCGUUUUAAGAAAAAAUUGUUUUAGAAAUAAAAUUCUUUUUUGGGAGACUCACAGUUUCAUAACCUAAAACACAUUUAGGCUAUUUUAAAAGUUUUCUAUUUCGUUUUAAGAAAUUUGAAAUUCUUAAAGUAAACUAAUAGUUUUAGGUUCAUUAUUAUAGGAUUAUCUCUCAAAAAGGACAUUAUAAUUAACAUAACUUUAGGUUUGUAACACAAUUUUGAAGCUCCAAAGAAACAGCUCUUAUAUUUUGCAUUACUUAAGUAGUCUCAAGUGUUUCACCUUAUGGCCUUUAUUUUCUUUGGAACUAUCGUGUAACUCCUCAUAUUUAUGCAUUUCUAUUUCAACUGAAUCGCUCUAUUUUUUUCUAUUGUAAAUUAAACGUUUGUUAAAGUAAUUUUAAGUAGUUGCCACAGUUUUUUUUUUUUACUUUUACAUAAAUAUUAGUACAUACCAUAAUUAGUGAAUUGUUCUUUAUAAAAACAAACAACAAAAAAAUAAACUUAUUUUUAGUAUUUAUUCAAAAAUUAGUUACAUCCAUACAAACAUACAUAAAUAUUUUGUUAAGUAUUGAAUGAAUAAAAUAAUUUAAAAAAAAACAA
Molecule: messenger RNA, 2888 nt
Organism: Calliphora vicina (urban bluebottle blowfly)
Lineage: Eukaryota; Metazoa; Arthropoda; Insecta; Diptera; Calliphoridae
Product: carbohydrate sulfotransferase 11
Exons: 8
Coding region: 346-1566 (406 amino acids)
Biological process (GO): carbohydrate biosynthetic process
Cellular component (GO): membrane
Molecular function (GO): sulfotransferase activity
Source: RefSeq, a predicted model, not a curated record